AUGGGCGGCGAAAGGAAAAUCAAGUCUGUGGCCAUCAUUGGCGCCGGCGCUGCGGGUGCUGUCACAGCUGCUGCUUUCAAGGCGGAAGAUUAUUUUGAGAAGAUUCGGGUGUACGAGCGAAGAGAAUCUGCUGGUGGAACAUGGAUAUACGAUCCGAACCCAGCCGAGCUCCCUCCGCUUCAGCCGGGAUUACUGCCUCCGGAACUGGACCCGGCGUUGGAGAUCCCGGCCGAGCUUCCGCAAGUGAAGCCGCAUAGCACCUCUCAGGAGAGGUACACGCAAACGCCGAUUUACCACUCCCUAACUACCAAUGUCCCAGACAUCGCAAUGUCUUUUUCCGACUCGAGAUUCGCUUACGGACCUUUCGCACCCCACUGGAUCCCACGACAGUACAUCGAAAACUACUUCUCGCAGCACAAGACGGAUGAUAUUCUGGUACUCAAUACGACCGUUGAAGAUGUCACGAGAAUUGAUGCCGUUGAUCGGCCUGAGCAGUGGCGAUUGACGUUGCGAAGAUUUGACCCCGCAAGAAACGUCGAUGUGUGGUGGCAGGAAACUUUCGAUGCUGUCGUUUUUGCGAACGGGCACUACUCUGUUCCCUACGUCCCCCAAGUGAAGGGUCUAGAGGAGUACAUCAAGAAAUUUCCAGGCCGUGUUGUUCACUCGAAGACAUAUCGUUCACCGCAACCCUACGCCGGCAAGAAGAUUGUUGUGAUCGGCAACUCAGCAUCGGGCCAUGAUGUUACGGCUGAGCUUGUGGGGACGGCCGCCGAACCUGUGAUCCAGUCUCGUCGGAGUAAGUCUCGCUGGGAUGGUGAUGAGCCACCGCCUGGCCAGGCUUGGAAGCCCGUCAUCAGAGAGUUUCAACCCGACGGACGGAUCGUAUUCGAAGACGACACCUACUUGGACGAUGUAGAUCACGUUAUCUACUGUACGGGCUAUAAGGCUUCGUAUCCGUUCUGGAACAGCAAGGAAAACAACAAUCGGCCGCUGUACGAUUACAAGAAAGGAAAGCUGGUCAAGAUCUUCUGGCACACGUUUUUCCAGGAUUUCCAAACUUUGGGCAUUGUCGGCAUGCCCCGCGUUCUCACUUUCAGAAGUUUCGAAUAUCAAGCCAUCGCCCUGGCAAGACUAUUUUCUGGGAGGAACUCUGUCGCACUACCGCCUCUCGAGGAGCAAGAACGCUGGGAAAGAGAAAGAGAAGAGACAGUCCGAAGGGAGGGCAGAAAGUUUCACGACAUCCCAUGGGAGACAGGCGAGACCUUCGAGUGGCUCACGGGUCUGUACAGGGUGGCGGGUCUCCCAACGCUCAGGAGUAAAGGACGGGUGCCGCCUGUGCUUUCCGAAGAUCUGAUAUGGGCUUUGGAACACUUGAAGAAGUACCCUGAGCCGGGUAACGGAGACGAUGAGAAGUCGGGCGAUCCGAAGAACAAGGGUGCACCGAAGGAAGUUGACGCAUAUCACCAUGAGCGUCUCGAUGGAGAGGCCAGAGGCCAGUGGUCGCUACCGACGCGUCCCAAGAAGGAUUUACUGAGCUUUAUAUAA
Messenger RNA from Colletotrichum chrysophilum, 1545 nucleotides. RefSeq lists its product as uncharacterized. Gene Ontology annotation, molecular function: N,N-dimethylaniline monooxygenase activity; NADP binding; flavin adenine dinucleotide binding. The record is from RefSeq and is a predicted model, not a curated record. The transcript is spliced from 5 exons. NCBI's taxonomy places the organism in Eukaryota, Fungi, Ascomycota, Sordariomycetes, Glomerellales, Glomerellaceae. The coding region runs from base 1 to 1545 and encodes 514 amino acids.